Rhipicephalus sanguineus (brown dog tick) is the source of this 8600-nucleotide messenger RNA. It is a transcript of the gene Plap, whose product is annotated as phospholipase A-2-activating protein. Lineage: Eukaryota; Metazoa; Arthropoda; Arachnida; Ixodida; Ixodidae. Gene Ontology annotation, cellular component: cytoplasm; nucleus. The record is from RefSeq and is a predicted model, not a curated record. The transcript has 10 exons. Bases 21 to 2372 code for a protein of 783 amino acids. Gene Ontology annotation, molecular function: ubiquitin binding. Gene Ontology annotation, biological process: ubiquitin recycling; proteasome-mediated ubiquitin-dependent protein catabolic process.
AUCCACAUCCCAGGUGAAAGAUGGCGGCGACGCCGUACCGGCUGCGAUGCUCCUUGCUGGGUCAUUCGAUGGACGUGAGGGCCGUUGCGGCCGCACACAAACCCGAAGGUGCCAUCGUCACAGGCUCGAGGGACCGAACGACGCGGAUCUGGCUGCCAAAUGAGGGCAGCUGCGACUAUUAUGAAAGCCAGUGCCUCAUGGGGCCGAGCAAUUUCGUGUCCAGCGUGUGCACGGUGCCACCCUCGGAGCAGUACAAGUCCGGCUUCAUCCUGGUGGGCAGCAACGACUGCAGCAUCUACUGCUUCAGUCCCGAUUCGCCACAGCCCCUGUACAAGCUGCUGGGACAUAGCGGAGCCGUCUGCGCCCUGGCAGCAGGUCAGUUCGGCACGCUUCUCAGCGGCUCCUGGGACAAGACAGCGCGCGUCUGGUACGGCCAGAAGUGCGUGAUGACCCUCGAGGGCCACCAGCACACAGUCUGGGCAGUCCAAAUCUUCCCCAAGCAGGGGAUCAUGCUCACUGGAUCGGCCGACAAGACCGUGAGGCUGUGGAGGGCAGGAAAAUGCGAACGGAUCUACACUGGUCACGAGGACUGCGUCCGCGGUCUAGCCAUUCUUUCCAAUAUGGAGUUUCUCUCGAGCUCCAACGACCAGACCAUCCGGCACUGGACGGCCACCGGAGAUUGCCUGCGUGUGUACACCGGACACACCAACUACAUCUACUCGAUCUGCACACUACCCGACUCUCCCGCUGGCACGGAAGAGUUUGUCACGUGCGGCGAAGACCGAACUGUGCGCAUCUGGACAGUUGGUGGCGACUGUGUCCAGACGAUCGCGAUGCCGGCGCAUUCGGUGUGGUCGGUGGCGUGCCUGGCCAAUGGAGACAUCGUUGCUGGCACAAGUGAUGGCGUCGCUCGGGUGUUCACGAGGCACGCAGAGCUUCAGGCGCCGCCCGAGGAGCAGGCGGCGUUUGCGGAGGCAGUCGCCAAGUUUGCACUGCCAGCUCAGGAGAUCGGCGACCUCAAGAUCAAUGAACUGCCUGGCAAGGAAGCCCUCUUUGAACAAGGUCAGAGAGAUGGCCAGACAAGAUUGAUACGAGAGGACAACUUGGUCUCGGCAUACCAGUGGGUUGCAGCCGACAAUUCGUGGCAGAAAAUCGGGGACGUCGUGGGCGCGCCAAACGCGGACACUCCCGUUGGCAAGAUCACGUACGAAGGAAAGGAGUACGACUACGUCUUUGACGUUGACUUGGACACCGGCGGGAAGAUGAAGCUGCCAUACAACGUGACCGAGGACCCGUGGCACGCCGCGCAGAACUUCAUUCACCGCCACGAACUGAACCAGUAUUACCUCGACCAAAUUGCGAACUUCAUUAUUCAAAACACCAAGGGCAUGGUUAUCGGGAAUGCCGUUCCUAGUACAUAUCAGGAUCCCUUUACAGGUGGCUCAAGAUAUAUCCCAGGAACUUCAACACCCCAGCCUGCGCAACAAGCAUCAUCGCAACAAGGUGACUCAACGGAUGUCGACAAUGCAGCGGGCGACAUGACUGUCGGUGGCCAUUUCUUCCCCCACACGUCGUUCGUCCGCUUUGACGUUGCCAACAUCCAGGGAAUCCUGAGCAAGAUGCGGGAAUUCAACGCCCAAGUCCCUCCCGCUCACACGGUGGACGACGAAGACUUGGUUCACCUGAUGGAGCUGGCCAGUGCAUCGGGAGCACCCAGUGAUGCCCAGAUGGCCGCUCUCGAAAAGGUGGUGCAUUGGCCGGAAGAUUAUGUGUUCCCGGCGCUGGACCUGCUGAGGCUCGCGCUGCGAAAUCAGACAGUGAACAGCCGUGUGUGCCAGAUGAGCGGGGCGCAGCUGUGCAGCCUGCUGAUUGGUCUGCUGUCGUCGACGGGCCGCAACGCGGCGGCCAAUCAAAUGCUAGUCUUGCGCUGCUUGUGCAACCUGUUCUCCCAGCCGAGCGGCGAAGCACUGGCACUGCAAGAGCGCGAGCGGAUACUGGGCGCGCUGCAGCGGCGGGCCGCGGCCGGCGGCGCCAACAAGAACACGCAGAUCGCCAUGUCGACGCUGCUGCUGAACUUUGCCGUGGCGCACUUGCGCGAAGGGGUGGUGUGCGACCCGCAGGCCACGGAACGCAUGGUGCAACUGCUCACCACCAUGGUCGCCGUUGCGGCUGAGCUGACAGACGGCGAGGCGCAGUUUCGGCUGCUUGUGGCGGCUGGCACGCUGUGCAACGUGGAGGGUACGGGGACGGCCGAGAUCCGCGAGCUGGCAGUGGCGCUCGAACUCCCACGAAUCGUGGAGAAGUGGGUGGCAAUGGACUGCCCCGUCAAGGUGAAGCUGUGUGCGCAGCAAUUCCUCGAGUCCCUGAGGUGAAAAACGCAUGAGCUUGCCCGGCUGGCUGGGCUCUGCAAGUUAAAAUCAAUCCGUCGGCUGUGUGCUUGUUACUUUGUUGUCUUUUUUUCGCGCCGUUUGAUUUCAUGCUCGUAGCAAAUUCCUGCCUAUUGGUCCCUCGAGUCAACGCACAGGUUGUCCAAAUUCUGGAAGAACGAUUUGCGCUUUCCCUUCUUGUGAUAUAUCAAAGAAUGAUGCCUUUUUUUUCUAAUGGCAAGAGAAAAGCCGAGAUAACAACUUUUAAUAAAUUCUCGUUGGAUAUAUUCUUUCUGUUACUACGGUUUGGUACAAAUAUGUCACACUGAAUUACUGCAUUAAACUGAAACGCAUAACCUCUUUCGCGGAAGGCCCGAGGCCUAAGUCUAUUUUCCCAGUUCGGAAAGCAAAGCCUUGCACAAGUCUCCGGUGUGCGUCUUUUCUUCGUCUCCAUUUUCUUGGAGUGAUGUGUGAUUUCUUGUACAGAGCUGUUUAAGGAAUACCUGUAGGUUUAAACACAGGUUUUGAAAUUGCUGUGUAACUGUCUUUGAAAUGUUUCUUCGUGUGUGCGCCUCCGUAUUCAAGAAGUUGUGUGCACGGUCUGUGCAACCUAACCCCAACAAAGACAUCGUCACCUCUUUGCAUUCUCCUCCUUCCCCCUCGCCCCUUUUCUCCCAUGUCUCACUUCUCUGAUGCCUCUUGUAAAUACUAGCUUAGCUGUCCGCUGGACCCGGUGAAAUUCUAACAGCCCCAACACAUCAUUCUCCUGAGCGCCUGUGUCGUCCCAAACUUGCAUGCAAGUAGCGUAGUUGCAAACUUCUGUGAAUGGAAUAGAUUGUUGAUGUUUGAGGCAGAUGCAUUGUCAUGUGCACCAAAACGAAGCUGCCACAGGAAAACAUUGCUGCAAAUCAUUCCUUUACCCUGAAUCGGAAAACCGGUGGUAGAUCAAAAUUAUCUUUCACAGCCAAACAGGUCUGUGGACGUUCCCAGGUAUAUUGAAAGGGAAGUUUCGUUGCACUUGCAGAGAACGUCAUCUUUAUGAAAUUGCAAAUUCUUCGAUUAACGUAGUUCAGCAAGCUAGAGUCGGGAAAGGCUAUGCAGAGAAGUGUUCAAGGAUGCUGAAAUUCCCACUAUAUCUUAUAGAGCCUGUGGCAGAGUCGUGUGCUGACUGAAAACUCGCGACGCUUCAUUGUAGGCAGUGUUUUAUUGUUGCAGAAAAUUGUACCGUUUCUGUCAACUUAGCCUUGCAGCAGCAACUGAAAGAUGGUGCUAUUCACGUGAACAACGAUGACUCUGCAAACGCUAACAGCACCGCACUGUGGGCUGGUUUGUGGGAUUUUAAGCCCACGUGUUUAGUUUCACAAGUGUCAAGGCUGAAUGUCUGGUUUUAGAUUGCACAUGUCGACUGAAAGCACAUGUUAAUUCGACAGCUCACCUUAGGCUUAGCUUAGGCCUAAUCUUAGGCCUAGCUCGUUCUUCACAUUGCAUUGUUUGGCCAAGCUCAACUGUGGUCGCAAAGACCCACUGCAUAGCGCCUUUUCCCCUCGUGGUAUCAGUGGCCUAUGGCUUGCAAAAAAAAUUACCCCAAAGUGCUUUGCAUUUGUACAGCAUCUUGUUGCAAGCUGCCAUACAAACCGUGCCUCAGCUGUUGGACAAAUAUCUAUUUUUUUUUUUUCUGAAGUGUAUGAUAAAAAAGAAUGGAUGCGUGCUUUAUGGAACUGUGCAUAGUAUCUGUUGCCGCGGAUUUAUUACGGUGUUAAGAAGCAGAACAGAGGAAUAGCAUCAAUACCUCAGACACAUUGAAACAGAAUGCACUUGGUGUUACUGCAAUAGGUUUCACUCAGUGAAAAAUUUGGAGGCGUUAUGUAGAGUCAACAGUGUGCACUCUGUUUUGACUUUGUGAACGUGUUAGCCACUUGCACAUGCACUGGCACCUUCUCGUAACCUGUGCGAAACCUGCUACAGUAGCACGACUGGCAUUCUGAAAAAAAAAAAAAAAAAGGUCUUGGUCAGGGCAUAUCGACUUUCUGGUACUCGAACAAACCUUCACAUCAUUAGUACGUUUAGGCUGCAUUGAGAAAACUAUCACAUAUCGUUAACGAUCAUUGCACCUUACCUGCUAAACAAAUGGUUGCUUUUUACGCUCAAAGCCACUUGCCCAAAUGCGAAAUCACUUGAAAGGCCUCCCAUGGUGCCUCCGAUUGCUUUAUCAAGCUAAAUGUUUCCCUAGCGUCAAGGAACAGGAGCGAGCACCCUGGCUUGAUAAGUAGCUGCUUGUGUACUGGCACUUUCACGUAGCCUGGUUUGCUCAUUUCGACAUGCUUGUGAUUGAACUGAGUUGACCAUGUUUAAUGGCAGGCACUAGACAUUAAUGAUAGCACUUGCAAUUUUGAAAUAUAAUCCACCAGUUUUUUCUCUAAAAAAAAAAAACGUGUGAAAAAGUCUUUUAUGGCACGUACAUGUGAUAUAUUUCAAGAACACUGAAGUAAGGUUGUGCUUUUUUUAUGGGAAUAUUUUCCCCCAACUGCCCGAAAACGUACGCACCGCAUCGCAGCACUGAUAACUGUGAUGAUGGUGUCGCAGAGCGUGGAGGAUUGGUGCCUCGUUGCCACCUGGUGAGUUUUUUUGCAACCAAAGAAAUAAAACUGAGAGAGUGCUUUUAAAGGAAACAUCUUGUGCCUCGCCUCUUGACUGUGCAGUCAUGCCCCCAACUCUCAAACUACGUGUGAAAGCGACUUGCCGUGUCAAGUCAUUUGUGAAGAGCUUGCAGCUGUAUGCGUCAGGAAAGGAAAACUAUUUACCGAUAAACCAUUCCACCAGGAUUGCACAUCCUGCCUCUUCAGAAUAUCAUUCGAGUUCAUCGAAUGAAACACUGGAAGAGGGGAGAAUUCACUUUUUGUAAAGCUUUGAUGAAACAUCCACAACAAAAUAAAUUAGCAUGAAUCCAUAUACCAAUAAGGGUCCGUAAUUUUAUCAAUAAGGCGUUCGUAAGUUGUCGGUGAAAUUCUUGGUGCAAGUUAUCAGUGAGCAUUACGGAUAAUUUUGGAAUUAAGGUAAGUACUAGAUGUGCGCAUGAGAGAAUGUGCCAUACACUAUCCUUGGUUCACUUGUAGCAAUACAGUCGCUCGCGUGACACUUUGCACUACCAGUGACGGACACAUCGCCAUUUACGGGUAAUAGCGUCCGUAGCUCUGUGUAAAGACUGCUUGUUCGGCUCUGUGCAAGCAACACCUUCAGCCGUAGACUGAGUAUUCGUCCGAGAAUAUUUUCCCGGUUCUUCCUGCCGUUUGGCUGAUCCAGAUUGUACUUUUUGUGGCAUCACACAUAUUUACUGAAGUGGGAGUGUGACUUUAAAAGCAUGCUCGGGGCAUGCAUGAGAGCUUUUGUUGUUUGUGCACAGGUGGUGCCUGGCAUCAGCGUUGAUAGAGCCUUCAACGUUUUCGAGACAUACUUUUUUCCUGUUAGAAUAGCAGUGCAUGAGCCGUUUGUCCAAACAGUUAGCACUGCCGUUAUGAGAGUGCCCGACACUUCUCCCCUUCUGCCGAACUUCUCGGGCUGGAAAAAGAAACAUCAUUGACAUUUGGUCAGCCAUAAUGGUCUGAACUAGGAUAAUGUGAUGCCACCAGCUGUUUUGUUGGCAGAUGAAAGAAACAGUAAGUUUGAGUGACAGCAUUCUGACAUCGAGUGUGAAAGAUAGAACACAUGUACAUGUGUACAUAAAUAUGGCUGAAAAAAAGAAUGCGCCCUCGAUUAUAUACAUAUGCACCCACAUCACUUGCAUACUUAGUGUGUACACUACUGGUACAUAUAUUUCACGUGCAAAUGUGCAAACACGAGGCACAUGCAUGAACAUGUUCCCUACCAUCUUUCAUUUUGCACUUCUGGAACUGUACCAAAAUAUAGUGGCAUGCCCACGUAGGGGGGGGGGGUGGCAUUGCUAAAAUUUGAAGAAAAUAUAGUAGCGCAAGAAACGUGUUUCUGUGGACCGUUUUCAUAGCAACAGUCUGAGGAAAGAAACGUGCUGCUAAUGUGGAAUUUACAUUUGAGCCUCUGUCUUUCGGCAAAUGUUGUCACAGGGUUGAAGUCAGCCCAGCCUCUUAAAGAUCAUGUUGGUUUGCUUACAUGUUUCACCUGUACAUAAGAUGAAUCCUCUCUAUGCUGAAGCAUGGCUUUUUCAACACAAAAUCUUGCUGGGCUUUCUUUGGGAGAGCAGCACCUUGGCAGUGUGUCAGAAGUCGGAUACAACUUUAUUAUAAGGUAGCAGCGUUUCUGCUGCAUUUUCUUCUCAAAGUUUAAUGAAUAUGAGCGCACUCUUAUGCUGACAGCGGAGGCCAGUGCCUCCGCUGUUCAGGAACAUGGCCAAAAAUGUAUGGGGCUAUUUCUUUAGUUGCGGAGGCAAUCGGCUGCCGCAUUUCAAUCAUCUUCCUGUCCUGCCUUCUUAAGUUCUAUCCGACUGCAGUGCUAGUGCAUCAACACUGCUUUUGCGUGUUGUUGUGCCAGCUCCGAAACAGCGUAACAUGCUUUGCACAAUAAUUGUUCUGAUUUGGGGAAAGUGCGUUUGCUCAAAACUUUCUUCUGACACUAUUUCGGUUUGCUUUGUCGGUUGCUAAUUUAUGCAGGUGUACUUUUGUAGCACUAGCUUCCUUGUACUGCCGUGCUGUUUUUACGUCACAGUCCGCCACACGUGUUCGAGACAUGGGAUUGUGGCCUCAAAAUCAGUAUUUCGAUCAGUUUGUAUGCGUUUGACACUGUUUUUUGUGAAGUUCAAAGCGUGCAUUGCCUUACCAGAGCGUAGAUCCACACUUGCCGAAGAACCAUUGUUUCAAAAAUUUUUGUGGUCGACUGUACAUCGCUAGUGCAUCUAUACACAUACACACACACAAAAAAAAUAUUUGUUGACAUACGUGUGCUUUCUCUACUGUCAUUUCCCUUGCAUCAUUGUAUUUGUUGCAUAAAAUAGUGCCUAAUCAGUUUUUAUAACUGCAUCCUUGUGCACUUGCAGGGACACUACAGAGAAACAUUAAGUUUUGAGUGGUAUUGCAUCUUAUUGCAUCUUUGAGCAGUAUUGCUAAUUUGUGCUAAACAGCUGUUGCUAAUAGAAGAGAAAAUGAAGCCUAUAUUUUCACUUUUUGAAAACAUUGUGCCUAUACUUUGGUGCUCAUUUUCGAAUGUUGCCAUGUAGUUCACCGUUUUUGUUGUAUUUGGGCAAUGGGCCAUUGCAGCCCAGUGGAAAAUUUUGAACUUGUCAAGUUCAAUUUUUGUCUUCCUUAUUACGCAAUGUAGUCUUUACUGAUAAAAGGCCAGCUAGUCCUUACAAUGUGCCAUCAAAAAUCAAAGAUGUCGCACUAGGCUGGUGCGGGACUUCAAGGCAGCGACAUCAGCCAUCUUUUCUUGCUUUGCGAAGUCUUUCCUCAUUUUGACGAGCAUUGUGGAAGAGCGAUUCACUGAUGCAACCCAAAUUAUGAGACUUCUUUCUUUAAUGUCUCUUUAAAAAACGCAUGCUCCUUUCUACGUGUGCAUUAGGUUUAAUGGCAUCAGCUGUGGCAUUGUGGGCACAUAAAAAUUGUGACCACAUAGAUUGCAUUUCUGAGGCACCAACUGAGUGCAGUGAUUCUGCACCGAACUGAGGUUAAACCCUAUUGAGAUUCCUUUUUAUUUUUUUUUGCCCUUUAAAGGCAAAUAUAUCGUGGAUGGGUGGCCUUCUGGUGUAACACUCACACAUGCAAGUGAUGUUGGGGCAUUGCAUAUGUACACUCAGUAAACAUAUAAAAUUGAGACGUUUAGAUGGUGGGAUUUGAACGCUGGACCUCUUGUGCUGAAGCCUGAUACUUUAACCGUUACGCCAUAGGGGCAUGCCUGAUUGGGCAUGACGGAAUACCUUUAAGAUUGUCUCGCAUGCAAGCACAUGCAUAUGUAAACUUUGUCAUCGAGUAACCAUUAUGCUGUUUGCAUUGACAGUGAUCAUUGACACCACUCAAUUUCUACUGUUUUUUUUGUUUUUUUUCAUGUUUUAACAGAACGACGCAAUGUCGCACAUUAUGUGUGCCUCCACAGAAGUAUGCUGUUUUUUUUUUUUGCCAUGAAUGGUUGGCAAAAUCCUUGAAAGGAAAUGUAGAUGAAGGCUUAAUUGCUUUAAGCUUUGUGGAAAUUCCCUUAUAGCAGUAAGAAAGGAGAGGGGGUGUCUAGACAGUUCUUGAUGCCCAUCACUUAAAAAAAAAGGGGGAAGAGGGGGUC